AUGAAUUAAUAGGCAGAAAAACUACGUCUUUAUGCCCAAGAAAAUGUGGUGUUUCUACUCUAGAAAUUGAUGGAGGAUAUUCUGGCCUAAUAGCCAAAAAAUGUGGUAAAUUCAAAUAAGAAAUUAUUAGAUUGAUUGGUCUAUAGCAUGGUUGGAUAAAUAAGGAAGGGAUAUUGUUAAAUCAAGAUAGAAAAAAAAUGCGCUUUCAUCCUCCUCUGAUGAAGAAGUAAUAGAAUUGCCUAAAAGACCUGCUGCUGCUAGGAAAUAAAGAGCCUCUAUUUCAGCUGAAGCCUAUGGAUAAUACAAUAGAAAGGAGGUGUAUAUUUAAUAUUAAAAUAACAGUCAUUUUAACCUAGAGUGAUUGUCAAGACUCAGUAAUAGAAGGAAAAAAUAGGGAAAAGACUAGAGCAAUCGUUCAUGUUUGCAUCACUUGACUAAAGAGAAAAAGACAUCGUAAUUGAUGCAAUGGAAGAACGUAGUUACAAGUAAAAUUUGAUAUGCAAUAUUAGUGCAGAGGAUUGGGUCAUCCAAUAAGGAGACAAUGGUGAUAAUUUAUAUGUUGUCGAUUAAGGGGAGCUUAAUUGUUAUAAGAGAUUUACAAAAGAUGGGGAAAACAAAUUUUUAAAAGUUUAUUACCCCGGAGAAUCAUUUGGAGAAUUGGCCUUAUUGUAUAAUGCACCUAGAGCUGCUUCAAUUCAGUGUAAAACAAAUUCUGUCUUAUUUGCAUUGGAUAGAUAAACAUUUAAUCAUAUUGUAAAAGAUGCAGCAAUGAGGUAUGCAUUACUUAUUAUAUUCUAGAAAGAGGGAAAAAUAUGUAAAUGUCCUUAAGCAAAUCGAAUUGCUGUCAAUGAUGGAUCCUUAUGAAAGGUCUCAUGUUGCAGAUGCAAUCAGAAGUGCCACUUUCCAAAACGGAGAUUAUGUCAUUAGGGAAGGAGAAUAAGGAGAUAUAUUUUAUAUGAUAGAGGAGGGAGAAUUGAUUGCCACAAAAACACUGGUUCAGGGAUAAGAACCAGUUAAAGUCUUUCAAUAUAAAGCAGGUGAUUAUUUUGGAGAAUUAGCUUUACUAAAGGACAUUCCAAGAUAAGCCAAUAUUGUUGCAUAAGUAAAUUCAGUAUUCAUACUUUAUAUAGACAGAAGUUAAAUUGAUCUACUUGGACAGACAUAGUUUCAAAAGAAUGUUAGGACCUCUAGAAGACAUAUUAAAAAGAAACACUGAGAAAUAUUAAAAAUAUGAGUAAUAUUGGAUCAACUAAGGUUAAUGA
This is a messenger RNA of Paramecium octaurelia, 1262 nucleotides long. The record is from the annotation of a GenBank genome assembly. NCBI's taxonomy places the organism in Eukaryota, Ciliophora, Oligohymenophorea, Peniculida, Parameciidae.